Castor canadensis (American beaver) is the source of this 1280-nucleotide messenger RNA. RefSeq names its product INO80 complex subunit E (gene Ino80e). Lineage: Eukaryota; Metazoa; Chordata; Mammalia; Rodentia; Castoridae. Gene Ontology annotation, biological process: chromatin remodeling. Gene Ontology annotation, cellular component: nucleus; Ino80 complex. The record is from RefSeq and is a predicted model, not a curated record.
AUCUGGCAUAGCAUUGUAGAGUCCCCGGAAGUGGUGGCGUGAGAGGCCGGGCCGAGCCGGCUCGGGUAGCGGGACUCCGGACAUUGGGUCGCUGCUCCCAGGCGGGUCAUGAACGGGCCGGCGGACGGCGAAGUGGACUACAAGAAGAAAUACCGGAAUCUGAAGCGAAAGCUCAAGUUCCUCAUCUACGAGCACGAGUGCUUCCAGGAGGAGCUCAGGAAGGCGCAGAGGAAAUUGCUGAAGGUGUCCCGGGACAAGAGUUUCCUCCUAGACCGACUUCUACAGUACGAGAACGUGGACGAAGACUCUUCUGACUCAGAUGCCACUGCAUCCUCAGAUAACAGUGAGACAGAGGGGACACCCAAGUUGUCUGACACACCAGCCCCCAAGAGGAAGAGAAGCCCUCCACUGGGAGGUACCCCUUCCCCCUCCAGCCUCUCCCUGCCUCCUUCAACAGGGUUUCCUCUUCAGGCUUCUGGGGCCCCCUCCCCAUAUCUGAGCUCGCUGGCCUCCCCCCCUUAUCCCCCAUUCCCUUCUGACUACCUGGCCCUGCAGCUGCCCGAGCCCAGCCCCCUGAGGCCCAAGCGGGAGAAACGGCCCCGCCUGCCCCGGAAACUCAAGAGCGAUCACUCUGGCUGCAGUGUGGAGGAGGAGCUGGAUCUGGGAGAGGCUGAAGGCAGGGAGUCCAGUUAGAGGCUGGUACCUAGCACAGAUGGCGGUGGGACCCCCUGACUGCCCUGUGGGCGGGCCGCUGACAUUCCCUGCCCGGGGUCCUGGGGCUGGGGUUGGGGCAGCCCUGACACCCCUGCCCCCGCCCAAGAUGCCUCCACACACAAUCCUGAGCACCGUCCCUCGGCAGAUGUUCAGUGAUGCAGGCAGCGGGGAUGAUGCCCUGGAUGGGGACGAUGACCUGGUGAUUGACAUCCCAGAGUGACCACCCAGUGCCGUCUGUCAAGCCCCUCCCAACACCCCUAUCCAUGCCAGCACAUAGAGCCCAGCUUCCUCAGAGGUGUUUAUUGAUGCCCAGUGCCGUGCUUUGGCCACUGACACAAUCAAAAAAGGCAUAAACAUGCACGAAUGUCCCCCAGGAAGGUGGCAGGGGCACUCCCCUCACAUCCCAACCCCUGCUAGGGGACAGUUAUUUAAACGAGUGGCCAGGGGCAUCUGCCAUCUCUUAGGGAGGCAGAGACCCUGUGGUGUGGCCACCCCUUUAAAAGGGCAGCUGUUACAGGGCUAGGACUUUUUUUUAAAUGAAGAUUCUGUAUUAAAGGAUUGGCUCU